AAACGAAUUGAUAGAUAUCGAGAGUUAGAAUCUUAUCUCGAGAUGGUUAAGGGAGAAGAAUUGAUGAUGAAAACUUUGAACCCUAAGUUAUUCAAAGAAAUAGAAGGAUUCGAAAUGAAUGAUAGUAAAAAAUUUCAUGAGGAUAUGUUGAAACGCGAGAAAGAAACCAAAUUAGAUGACGUCAUUUGA
This is a messenger RNA of Scutellospora calospora, 189 nucleotides long. The record is from the annotation of a GenBank genome assembly. Lineage: Eukaryota; Fungi; Glomeromycota; Glomeromycetes; Diversisporales; Gigasporaceae.